CUCCCAAGCUCGAUCUCGAGUUUCAAUGACGUCGCCAUAACCAAACCGAUCUAUCCGUAAAAGAGUGCAUACCAAGCAUAACCUACCUACCUUGCCUACCGAUGUCGUUGCCUCAGUAGGUAAGGAAUUUAGUAUUUAUAGCGCUGGAGUUCCGAGUUACUCCUUGGGUAGAGCCGACGAUUCAUUUACUACUUGCAAAAGGCGUACCCGGUUUCGUUUGGGUUAUCACGUGUUAAUGGGAGAGAUGCACGGCAUCAUGCACGGCAUCAUGCAAACCGGCGGGGUGCGAUUGCUCCUGCAGGGCCUCUGCGUUCUGGUGGCAGCACUUGUAGCGAGGAUAUUAUACAGGGGAUACACCGAACGGGCGAGGGUGAGGUCUUUGAAGGCCCAGGGGAUACCUAUACUCCCUCAUUCCCUACUGUGGGGCCAUAUCCCUAUCUUUGCCGACUUUCGUAAGGCCCAUCCGCCAGAUGUAAAUAUUUAUGUGUUUCACGGCUGGAUCAACGCGAACUUCAAGCGGUACUUCCCGGACCUGGAACGACUGCCGCCGGUAGUUUAUUUGGACCUCUGGCCGGUGGCGGACUCGCUUAUGAUGGUUGUGGAUCCUAUUGCUGCCGUUCAGUUCACCCAGGCCCCGAGUUUUGUCAAAGCGUGUUCGGUUCGUGAGUUCAUGGAGCCGUUGACGGACUGCAAGGAUAUGGUAGCUGCGGAAGGAGAAGAUUGGAAAAGAUGGCGAUCGAGAUUUAGCCCCGGCUUCAGCCCACGGAACCUGUCCGCCAUGCUCCCGGAGCUCCUGGAAGAGGCCCAGGUAUUCAUCAACAUAUUAAAGAAUUCUGCAGGGAAAGACGGUCAAUGGGGACCCGUCUUUAAGCUCGAAGAAAAGACCACCAACCUCACUUUUGAUAUCAUCGUCAGAGCAGCCAUAGAUCUGCGGCUGCACGAACAGUCGCACACGACAGACGGUCCACUAAAAGCAGCGCUGAAGGAUCAAAUCGGGUAUAUGGGCAUGGUCUCCAGCGCCUCCCGGGCCCUUAAUUUCGGAAAGAUGCCAUGGCACCACGCCGCCAUCCGGCGAAACAACGCAGCCAUGAGAAAAGUCCUGCUCCCGCACGUAGAGAAGAAGCUACAGGCGCAGGGCUGUAGCGGCAGCAGCAACGGCAUCAAAAGCAGCGCUAAUCAGAAGAAAAAGACGAUCCUAGACCUCGCAAUGAAGUACGUCGCCACCAACACCGACAACGCUCACAAGUCGUCGCAGUCCAAGCCCGACGCCGAGUUCAUCCAGCGCGUCAUCGCGAACCUCAAGGCCUUCAUCUUCGCGGGCCACGAUACCACCUCCGCCACCAUCUGCUUCAUGGUCAAGCUUUUGCAGGACCACCCUUCCUGUCUGGAAAAACUGCGCGCCGAGCACGACUUUGUGCUAGGGCCCGACACGGAACAAGUGACGGGGAUAUUGACCGCGUCCCCGCACGUCCUGAACGCGCUGCCCUACACGCUGGGCGUCAUCAAAGAAACCCUGCGCCUGCACCCGCUGGCCGCCACCGUGCGCGACGGCGACAGCGUGCCAGGGUACGCGCUCACGGUCCCUGGGUCGCCGAUGCGGUAUCCCACGGCAGGAUUCGGGCCCUGGCUGUCCGCGCUCCGGAUCCAGCGACACCCCGAUUACUGGCCGCGGCCAGACGAGUUCCUGCCCGAGCGGUGGCUGGCGGUUGAGGGAGAGCCGCUGUACGUUGCUGUCAAGGAAGCGUGGAUGCCGUUUUCGCUCGGCCCACGGAAUUGCGUUGGCAUUGAGCUGGCGAUGAUCGAGCUGAAGCUGGUAGCUGUGCUGAUUGCGCGCGAUUUCGAUAUUGAGGAGGCGUGGGAUGAGUGGGAUAGGAAGAUGGGCGUUAAUGCAACACCGUCGCAUAUUGUGGACGGUCAGCGACUCUAUAGCAUCGGUUCUGGUACCGUGCAUCCGAAAGAUGGGAUGCCAGUGCAUGUGAGGUUACGGACUCACAAGGAGGCUGUUUGAUAAGUCUGGAGGCGGGGAUAUAACUCCUUCCUUGUUAUUGUACAUUGUUACCUGGAAGUGUAUUUGUAUAUCAAUCUCUUCGAUACAUAUAUUAUUUGAUGUUGAAUUUUCAUUACUUAGUGCCUAUUUUGAUGUUUUCUUCCGAAACAUCUCGGUGAUCGAC
This is a messenger RNA of Hypoxylon fragiforme, 2171 nucleotides long. Its product is annotated as cytochrome P450 4V3. Gene Ontology annotation, molecular function: oxidoreductase activity, acting on paired donors, with incorporation or reduction of molecular oxygen; monooxygenase activity; iron ion binding. The transcript is spliced from 4 exons. The record is from RefSeq and is a predicted model, not a curated record. NCBI's taxonomy places the organism in Eukaryota, Fungi, Ascomycota, Sordariomycetes, Xylariales, Hypoxylaceae. The coding region runs from base 236 to 2008 and encodes 590 amino acids.